CGAAUCAUUUUGUGUAAAAAUGUUUGCUUUUACUAGUCUAUGUGUUUUGGUGGGUUCUUCGUUUUUUAUAAUUUUAUUGCGUGUUUUGGACAAAAAUCCCGUGCCUCUCUUUGGCGUCUAUCGAAGACGGAGUGGACUGUAUUGGAUAAAGGUUUGGAUCAUGUACACAGUUUUGACUUUGAAGAAGGUUACAUCUCGAUUUACAAACUAUGAGGAAUAUUACGACAAAAUCGACAAACCACAAGAACUAUCGCAUCAUUCAAAGGCUGUAGAUGCCGUAAACUUCAACGGAGCAAAUAAAAACGGAGACUAUUUCAUCUUUGCCACUGCCAGGAGAAAAAAUCGCUUGAUCGACGGGUUGUUUUUCCUCAAAGUAGCCAAUUCGAACAUGGGCGUGUUGACCAUACCAAAAAUUCCGGAUACGACCCUGUUCAACGACGGGGACGAAGACAAAUACGAAGCGGAAGGCAUUCAAAUUUCUUGUGUGGAACCAAUGAAAAAAUGGAAACUUACAUACGCGGGAGUCAUGAAAAAUUUUGAGAAUCCCGAUCAGCAAUCUAACGUUACUCUCGACGCUGUCUGGACGUCUGAACAACCUUGUUUUAAUUUUGACAAAGAUAUGGACGCCUGGGACAUGGCUAAAGCUAUAGCUUACGAAAGAUGGAGUCGCAACUACUUCGCCAAUUUAGAAAAAAAUCAUCAGGUCCACUACGAGCAAUUCGGAACUUUGAAAGCCCAUAUCACGAUAAACGGUUCAAAAUAUAACAUAGAGGUGGAUGCCCUUAGGGACCACAGCGUGGCUACCAAAAGGGAGUGGGCUCAAUUUCGAAGAUACGGCAUGCACUUUUUUUCAGCCGAAAAUGGCGAUCAUUUUUCCGUCGGUUCCAUCUGUCUGCCGAUAUCGUUUAGCAGGUUAAACGUUGGUUUCGUAUAUUCUGCGCGGGAAAGAAAUGUAUACGCCAUUAGGAAAAGCAACUUGCGUCUUUACAAUCACGGGGAAAUGGGUAGAGCGCCCAGAGACUACGCUUUUAGUUUCAAAGCAGGUCCUAAAACGUACAACGUAAAGGUCAACGUGAUCCACGAACCUUACUUUUACAUAAGCAAAGAUUGGGAGGUGAAAAUUUACGAGCGUCUAUGUAAUUUCGACGUGGACGGGGUCAAGGGCUGGGGUGCAUCUGAGUGGUUGUACAGAAACGUCGGCGGUAGAAAUGCAGAAAAAAAUUCGUUAUUGGGAUGAUUCCGC
This is a messenger RNA of Cylas formicarius (sweet potato weevil), 1243 nucleotides long. RefSeq lists its product as uncharacterized. The record is from RefSeq and is a predicted model, not a curated record. NCBI's taxonomy places the organism in Eukaryota, Metazoa, Arthropoda, Insecta, Coleoptera, Brentidae. The coding region runs from base 20 to 1237 and encodes 405 amino acids. The transcript is spliced from 6 exons.